AUGGAGUCGCUUUCAUUCCACAUCUGUUUUCCGGAAACCCCCGAAUGAAGUUCGGCUCGUGUUCGGCUCUGCGAAGUCACUGUAUGUAAACAAGGUCAAGUAUUCGCUGCAGUCUUCAUUCUCCACUGACUCACCAGACGACUUUCUCUUGCAAAGGGACCAUCCAGCGACACAGCACACCUCCCGCAGGAUUUCUGUAAGCACCAGCCAUGAUGAUGCAGUGUCUUCAGUUUCUGGUUGAACCAACCAAGAAUGUUGCAGAGAAGUUUAAGGAUUUUCGUAAGAAGGUGAAGAAUGAGAAGAGAGAACCGCUGGACGAGAGCCAGCAGUUCAUUGUGGACCUCGCCAAGGAUCUGGGACGCGUCUGUCAGAGGUCAGAGGUUUUGGAGCACGUCUCAAAGAGUGAGGAUGUUUGGCCCACUCUCUCCUGCAGGGCCUUCAUUCUGGAGUGGGCAUCACUGCUAGAGAGCAAGAAAAGACCAAUGCAGACUGACGGCUGGCCAGAGAGCAGCGACUGGAAGGACCUGGCUCUGAGCAGUGAGCAGGACAUGGAGAGCGCCAAGAGACUCAUCCUCACCUGGACCAAAGACCUGAGGGCCCAACCUGAGCAAAGUGUCUGGCCUGGAGAGCAGGUGGUGGCGGUUUUGGAUGACUUUGAGAAUCACUGGAAAAGAGGUCGGAUGGCCACCCUGCAGUCGGCCGUGGAGCUGGUGUUCUGGACACUCAUCAACAAAGAACUAGACAAGGAGAACAUUCCCCAAAAGUGGCUCAUGUGGAAGCAGAGGAGCCAAAAAAUAGGUGCCACCCCAUAUAUUCCUCACAUAGUGUGGGACUGGAUCUGUGAUGCAGGAGUGGAGGUGACCCUUGACCUGGACACGGCCAAUCCUGACCUGCUGAUCUCCGAGGAUGAGAGGCGCAUGCGUUGUGGUUUCAAGCGCAAAGACGUGCCCAAUUAUCACCAGCGCUUCGACGGUUGGUGGUGUGCGGUCGGAUCCGAAGGCUUCGCCUCUGGCCGCCAGUACUGGGAGGUGGAUGUUGGAGAAAUGGACUGGCGUAUCGGCGUGGCGAAAGAGUCAGCCUUACGAAAGGGCUUCAAGUCCCUGAACACCGACACUGGAUACCUGACCCUGCGACUGGAGCGCGGCACGGAGCUGAAGGCCCUCACCGUCCCCUUCACCGCCCUGCCGGCCACCUUGAUUCCUCGAAAGGUCGGCGUCUACCUUGACUUCGGCAACGGCCAGCUGUCCUUCUACGACGUGGAGAACCGCUCUCACAUCUACACCUACAACGAGACAUUUGGCGAAAAGCUCUUCCCGCUGUUCGGAACGGUGGAGAUCGUGAAGGACCUGGUGAUCAGAUCACCUGGGAACAGGAGCCACUGCCUGUGUCCCGGCAUGUGCCUGUGGGGUUGAGACCACAGCACCUCCAACCAGAGCCCAGUGCUUAAUCUCUAAAACAGUGGUUCUCAACCGGUCGCAGCCUAAAAAUGUUACCUUUGUUCAGAGAGAGCAGGGGGAAAAAAACAUGCAACAAAUACAUCUUUAUAUACAACAAUUGUAUAUCCAACUUAUUUUGCAAUGCGAAUAUAGGGUUGGGGUAAAAAAAACAACUUGGGAUUCGUUUUUUUCCAUGCGCGAUAGCACUUGUGUGCGCUAGAGACAGGUGUAUGGACCCUUUUCAGAGACUGUGAUGACAGGUUUCCACUGUAAUCAACAUCGCAAAUCUAAUUUUCAUAUUUUCGUUUUAAAAAUAUAGUAUAUUUAAGCAAUAUCACACGUGUAGCAGUGCAAUAUGGCUGUAUAUUAGCACGGCUAUGACUCGGCCGUAGGUAAUCACAGCCAUGCUGAUAUACAGCCAUAUCACACAACUAAGAGUGUGAUAUUGCAUUUAUACAACAGUUCAAUGGCACAAGUGUGUAAGUAAAUAAGAAAUAACAAUGGAGUGUCUUUAAAAACCCUAUUUUGUGCAGAACUACUCCAGGGCUGAAACUGGUAGAAUAUCGCACGGCUGGAAAAGGCUGUCAGCCAAUCAGAUUCGAGAACCAGAACAAACUGAUGUAUUUAUAUUUAUAACAUUAUAGUUUGUGUUAUAUUACCUUGGCAGUAAAUUACAGAAAACAAAUAAACGCUGCUGCGAGGGUGUUUCUAAUACAACAGCUGAGGGAAUGAUGGAAAAUUUGACACCUUUUGCUCUUCUGACUGCUUUAAUCAAUCUCUCUAUAUUUUUCCCUUUUUGGAAAGCUGUGGAAACUCUAUCACAGGUUUUUUCUUUUGUUAUUGGAGCAAAUGGGAAUACAAAAAUUAUAUUUGCUGUCGUCUCCCGUUCACUAUAGAAGUUUACCCAAGUAUGACAACUUCCACUUCUGACAGCCCCGGAAAUGUGAAAAGGGUCCAUAUAUUGAAGUUCAAAAGACAAUUAGAAUCCACUCAAGCUUUGAAGACAGUUUUCUUCUUCGAUCAAUACAUGUUAAUCAUUUUGUGUAUUGUUAAGCAUUAGCAUUUCAUAGCAAGAUUAAGUCUUUGAUUCUAAGGACUACUUUUUGGCAGUAAACACAUACUGUGUUGGGUCGUUUCAUGUAAAAAUGUAUAGUCUUGAAGCAAAACCAGUUGAGAACCAGUGUUGUAGACUUCAUUAGCAUUAGAUAAACCACUGGGCCAUAUUAGUCGGUCAGUUCUUAGUGACUGACAGCGAUCCAUGGCGGUCAAGACCAAUAAUUUCAUCAAGGUAGUGUACGAUGUCUUUCAGCUACUGCUUCUGUGGUACUUUUGAACCUGCGUCUGUCUGCACCUUAUUAUAAUAGUGUUCACCUGCUCUGUCUGCACUUUCACAUUCAUCUGACAAACUGAAAUCACGAAAACGCACUUAUGUGAAUAAUAAAUGGAAAUAAUUCAA
Messenger RNA from Ctenopharyngodon idella (grass carp), 2892 nucleotides. RefSeq names its product E3 ubiquitin-protein ligase TRIM21. The record is from RefSeq and is a predicted model, not a curated record. Lineage: Eukaryota; Metazoa; Chordata; Actinopteri; Cypriniformes; Xenocyprididae. Gene Ontology annotation, molecular function: protein binding. The coding region runs from base 210 to 1412 and encodes 400 amino acids. The transcript is spliced from 10 exons.